AUGGCUCAUGCUGUCGUUGGAGUCCCAUUAGACUUUUCGUAUCUCCUGUUUGGAGUUUUCAUGACCUUUGCAGACUCCAGCUUCCCUGGCCCUCUUCCUUUUGGUCCUUUUGUCACCCAAUUGAUUCUCCGCCUGGGGAUUUCCAUUUACCCUUUUCGGACGGAGCAGCCUUCCUGGUUCUUUCUUAUUGACCAAGUUCUUGAAGAACUCGAGAUUGCAAACGAGGGGGAGAUAAAUGUUGCUGCUGAAGAUGUUAAUCCUGAAGGCGAUGAUGAUCCUGAAGAAGAAGCUUUUGAAGAAGAAGCUGAGGGAGAAGGCCUGUUAACAAUGUUGAUGAUCAGUUUGAAGUUGACGAUGAUCAGUUUGAAGCUGCCUUCAUCUAUGGCUCUGCAAGACUUGUGGAUUACAGUUCAGAUGAAUCCCUUGAUGUCUGAUCUAGGGGGAGCAUAG
This is a messenger RNA of Linum trigynum, 450 nucleotides long. Lineage: Eukaryota; Viridiplantae; Streptophyta; Magnoliopsida; Malpighiales; Linaceae. The record is from the annotation of a GenBank genome assembly.